AUGGACAAUGGACACCUUCGUCGAGUGGCUUACCGGCUACGACAAAACAAUUCUUCAUUUGAGAGGUUCCAUCUUCCGCUUGACGAUCUGUCCAACGUGACUGAUUUCACCCGAGCUCUGGCGUCAAAUUCUACCGUAAAAGAGGUAUCUAUCUUUUGCGAGUUUCUCAUGGACGAGUCCUGGCUAUCACAGGAAGUAUGGAGAUUGUUUCGAACCUUGGGACGGUUGCCCAAACUGGAGCGGAUAGUCUGGGAUUUUAUUGGUUCCGAUGGUGAUAAGCUCCCAGUUUCGUUGCUGGCUGCCACCAUUCGAAAUGCCUCCAAGCUCCAAGUUCUGGAAUUGUCGUGCGUUCACUUGACGGGGAGUCUGGAUGAUUUUCAAACUUUUUCCCAAGCACUCCGGCAAAAGCCAAAGCUACAGAAACUGCACAUUUACGCCUGUUAUUUGAGUGAAGAAUACCGAGAUUCUUCCAGGUACAUUCUGGGCCCUGUUUUGGAGGAAAUGGCUCGACUGCCUAAUCUGCAGGAUGCUCUGAUCACGGCGUUGGACUUUAAUUCGUUGGGACGAUUGUCCAGUGAGAGUUUGGGAAAUCUGUUGCAUUUGAGCCCCAAAUUGAGAAACCUUGUGCUGGGAGAAUUUGCGCUGGAUGACCAGCACCUAGUGGCCAUGUCCGUCGCCCUGGAGAAUAAGAGGACCCUGAAGGAAUUGAGUUUUGGUUGUGAGCUGGGAGCGCCAGGAGCAGAGGCUCUGUGCAACAUUUUGAGGUCCAAUAGCAAUGUGUCUUCGCUGGAAACUCUUCAUGUGCACCUUGCUUAUCUGGAUGGGGGCGAAGGGCACCAUGUUUCUAUUGCAAAUGCACUCCGGGAAAAUGAUGUGUUGAAACGGUUUUCCCUCUUUGGCAGCAGCGGGAAUCUCACAAACAACGCAUUCCAAGCCUUUGUCGAUAUGAUGGAAACCAAUUAUACCCUGGAAGAAGUGGAGUUUCAAGAUGAAAACGAGUCUCUUCAACCUCAGUUGGACAUGUACUUGAAACUCAACACUCAAGGUCGAGCAAAACUGCUAAAAGACGAGACUUCGACCCGUCAGGAUUGGAUCAAUGCACUAUUGGAGCUACGUGAAGAUUUAGACUGUGUGUUCCAUCUGAUAUCACUUAACCCAGCCAUUUUAUCACCGGAGGACAUAAACCUCACCGGGAGAGGUACCAAGAGGAAGCUGGAGUUUUCCGACGACGAAGAUGGCGAUGACGAGGAUAGUGAUGACGAGGACAGUGAUGACGAGGAUGAUGAUGCUUGUACUAGUAGUUAUAGCGAUGAUGACCUCAGCUCAUAA
Seminavis robusta is the source of this 1329-nucleotide messenger RNA. Lineage: Eukaryota; Bacillariophyta; Bacillariophyceae; Naviculales; Naviculaceae. The record is from the annotation of a GenBank genome assembly.